This is a messenger RNA of Mycosarcoma maydis (corn smut), 885 nucleotides long. RefSeq lists its product as uncharacterized. NCBI's taxonomy places the organism in Eukaryota, Fungi, Basidiomycota, Ustilaginomycetes, Ustilaginales. The record is from RefSeq and is a predicted model, not a curated record. The transcript has a single exon. The coding region runs from base 1 to 885 and encodes 294 amino acids.
AUGUCCGACCACUUCAGCCAGCACCAAUUACGCGAGGGCGUUGUUCUACCCCACGUGCUCAACAAAGCUCCCAAGGGUACCAAGGCGUAUGUUCUCAACCUGGGCUACCUUCAAGCCGACGCUGGAUGGUUCAAGCGCGGAGCCAACCAAUCGCUCAUGAGUGAUCCCAAGGGUCCCGAGGUUCACGAGCGACGUGAUCUCAUCAUGUACUCUGUUCUCAUCGACCAUCCCACCGAGGGACUGAUCCUCUGGGAGACUGGCUGCGGCAAAGACUAUCCUGAGGUCUGGGGAGCACCUCUGAACGACAUUUUCGCACGUUCGCGCUUCUCUCCGGAACAUGAACUGGAUGCCGCGAUCGCUAAAACGGGUCACAGCAUCAGCGACGUCAAGCAGGUCAUCAUCGGUCAUCUUCACCUCGAUCAUGCUGGCGGGCUCGAGUAUUUCCGCAAAUCCGACGUCCCCAUCUGGGUACAUGAACGAGAACUUAAAUCUGCCUUUUUCAGCUGUGCCACCGGUGCAGAUCGCGGCGUCUAUCUGCCUCACUACCUCUCGAUCGACCAACUCAACUGGAAGUGCUUCGACGACCGAACCAUCGACUUUGCUCAAGGUAUCACCCUACACCACCUACCCGGUCAUACCGAUGGCCUCAUCGGAAUGCAGCUCAACUUGGAAAACGAUGGAACCUUCUUCUUUGUCAGUGAUCAUGCUCAUAUCAUGGACAACUACAAACCAGGAAUCCCCCAGGGUUGGCUGGCAAGAGAUCAUCCAUCUUGGUUCAAUUCCAAUCAGAGGUUGCAGAGGAUGGAAAAGACAACCGGUGGAUUGGUCGUUCCCGGACACGAUCUCGAAACCGUCGAACCGCUGUUGGAUCGAGUUCUGACGUGA